Balaenoptera musculus (blue whale) is the source of this 9050-nucleotide messenger RNA. It is a transcript of the gene STOX2, whose product is annotated as storkhead box 2. The transcript is spliced from 4 exons. Bases 21 to 2801 code for a protein of 926 amino acids. The record is from RefSeq and is a predicted model, not a curated record. NCBI's taxonomy places the organism in Eukaryota, Metazoa, Chordata, Mammalia, Artiodactyla, Balaenopteridae. Gene Ontology annotation, biological process: positive regulation of transcription by RNA polymerase II. Gene Ontology annotation, cellular component: cytoplasm; nucleus. Gene Ontology annotation, molecular function: DNA-binding transcription activator activity, RNA polymerase II-specific; RNA polymerase II transcription regulatory region sequence-specific DNA binding.
AGCGGGUCGCCCUCCCCACCAUGAAGAAGACCCGGAGCACAACCUUGCGGCGAGCCUGGCCUAGCUCGGAUUUCUCGGACCGGGCCUCGGACCGCAUGAGGUCCCGCAGCGAGAAGGACUACCGCCUGCACAAGCGCUUCCCCGCGGCCUUCGCGCCCCAGGCUUCGCGGGGCUACAUGACAUCAGGUGAUGUGUCACCAAUCAGUAUGUCUCCCAUCAGUCAAUCUCAGUUUAUCCCACUCGGGGAAAUCCUUUGCUUGGCCAUCUCCGCAAUGAACUCGGCAAGAAAACCUGUCACCCAAGAAGCACUGAUGGAGCACCUGACCACCUGUUUCCCAGGUGUUCCCACCCCAAGCCAAGAAAUUCUCCGGCACACGCUGAACACGCUGGUCCGGGAGCGGAAGAUCUACCCAACUCCAGAUGGAUACUUCAUCGUAACCCCACAGACUUAUUUCAUAACUCCUUCCCUCAUAAGAACUAACAGUAAAUGGUACCAUUUGGAUGAGAGGAUACCUGACAGGUCUCAGUGUACCUCUCCCCAGCCCGGGACCAUCACGCCCUCUGCCUCAGGCUGCGUCAGGGAAAGAACGUUGCCCAGGAACCACUGCGACUCUUGCCACUGCUGCAGGGAAGAUGUGCACGGCGUGCACGCGGCCACCCUGCAGAGGAAGCCCGUCAAGGACUGCAAAGACCCGUACUGCCCUCCUUCCCUCUGCCAGGUGCCACCCACUGAAAAGAGCAAAAGUACUGUCAACUUUUCGUAUAAGACGGAAACUCUCUCCAAACCUAAAGAUGGUGAAAAGCAGUCCAAAAAAUUCGGGCUCAAGUUAUUCCGGCUCAGUUUUAAAAAAGACAAGACCAAACAGCUAGCCAAUUUUUCCGCCCAGUUUCCUCCCGAAGAGUGGCCCCUGCGAGAUGAGGACACGCCGACUACUAUCCCUCGGGAGGUGGAGAUGGAGAUCAUUAGGCGUAUUAACCCGGACUUGACCGUGGAAAAUGUCAUGAGGCACACUGCACUAAUGAAGAAACUUGAAGAAGAGAAAGCACAUAGGAGUAAAGCCGGGUCCUCCGCCCAUCACAGCGGAAGAAGUAAAAAGAGUCGGACUCAUCGCAAGUCCCACGGAAAGUCUCGGUCGCACAGCAAGACACGAGUGUCCAAAGGAGACCCGUCAGAUGGUUCCCAUCUGGACAUCCCGGCUGAAAGAGAGUAUGACUUUUGCGAUCCUCUUACCAGGGCUCCCCGGGAAGGCUGCUUCAUCAUCGAACACAAAGGUGAUAACUUCAUCAUGCAUAGCAAUGCGAACGUGAUUGAGUCUCAUUUCCCCAUGACUCCAGAAUGGGACGUGUCUGGGGAACUGGCCAAAAGGAGAACUGAGAUGCCUUUUCCUGAGCCUUCCAGGGGAAGCUCCCACUCAAAAGUGCACCGAAGCCACAGCCAUACCCAGGACCGAAGGUCCAGGAAUGAGAGAUCCAACAAGGCCAAGGAGAGGUCCAGAUCCAUGGAUAACUCCAAAGGUCCUCUGGGUGCUUCUUCUCUGGGGAUGCCUGAAGACCUGGCUGAAGGCUGUAGCCAAGAUGACCAGACCCCCAGCCAAUCCUACAUUGACGACAGUACUUUAAGGCCUGCACAGACUGUCAGUCAUCAAAGGGCUCACAUUUCGUCCACAAGCUACAAAGAGGUGUGUAUUCCAGAAAUAGUCAGUGGCAGCAAGGAACCUCCCAGUGCUUGCAGCCUCUUGGAGCCAGGCAAACCGCCUGAGGGUUUGCCAUCCUUUGGUGAACUCAACUCUUGUCCAACAAAAACAGCUGCAGAUGACUAUUUCCAGUGUAACACCUCCAGCGAGACGGUGCUCACGGCACCGUCACCUCUGGGAAAGAACAAAGAGGACCAUGACACUCUGACCGUGGCGGAAGGGGUGAAAAAGCUGCCUCUGUCGGACAGGCAGGCCCCACAUCCCUCCAGGGAGCCUGUAGGACACAAGGAGGAGUCGCCAAAGGGGCCGGGCGGGGUCCCAGCGGCUUCGGGCGCUGUGGCCGAAGGGAUUGCCAAUGGACGCCUCAUCCAGCAUCACAGUGCCGAGCCCAGCAGCCUGGACAAGAGGAAAGAGAUAUUCAGCAAAGACACACUGUUCAAACCUCUUCACAGCACCUUGUCUGUAAACAGCUAUCACAAAUCAAGCCUGUCCAUCCUCAAAUCUCACCCGAAGACACCUGCGGACACACUGCCAGGCCGAUGUGAGAAACUGGAGCCGUCCCUAGGGACCUCGGCUGCACAAGCCAUGCCAGCUUCCCAGCGUCAGCAGGAGUCAGUGGGGAACCAGGAGGCCUCUUUCGACUAUUACAAUGUCUCUGAUGACGAUGAGUCUGAGGAAGGGGCAAACAAGAACACAGAGGAGGAGAAAAACAGAGACGACGUGGGCACCAUGCAGUGGCUCCUGGAAAGGGAGAAGGAAAGAGACUUGCAGAGGAAAUUUGAGAAGAACCUCACCCUGCUUGCCCCAAAGGAAACCGACAGCAGCAGCAGCCAGAGGGCCACCCAUUCAGCGCGCCUGGACAGCAUGGACAGCAGCAGUAUCACGGUGGACAGUGGAUUCAACUCCCCACGCACUCGGGAGAGCCUGGCUUCCAACACAUCAAGCAUUGUUGAAAGUAACCGUCGUCAGAACCCUACCUGGAGCCCGGCCCAUGGUGGAGCUGGCGCAGCCUUCAAUUUCCGAGCAAGUACGGACAGCCCCACAAAUGAAGCUGAGAAAUUACAGAAACCUUCCAGCUGCUUGCAAGCUUCUGUUACUAGUGUGUGAUAGUCAUUCUGCCUCAGAUCUCCUGUCUCAUUCGAUACAGCCAAGUUUACGACACUGGGACUGAUGUUUACAUCUUUGGAAAGACAAGCAUCUCAACGGCAGUUUUUGUGUUGACUUAAACUGUGCUGCUAAGUAGGCUAGGGCAAACAACAACAACAACAAAAUCUUUAUUUCAGAGUAUUGCUUUUCACAUUUAUGGCUCUGUAGCAACAAGAAUAGCAUAGGGGUGAUAUGUAUACUUUUGCUUCACUAAUUGUAACUGAGCACACAUAGGAAAGUCUAGACACUGUCAGUGUAAUAUGCAUUUUCGAUGUCAUGCAGUUGCCAAGUCCAUUCUAAAAUGCCACAGAUGCGUGUUGCUCCCAGUCUGUGACCAAAUGGUGCCACAGAACUGAUCCUUGACACUUCCAAAAACAAAAAACAAAACAAAAAAAACUAAGCCUCCACAAAAUGUCAAAUGCAAGGGUCUACCUUGAGGGAAAUCAAUGCCAAACUGACUAAAAGGGACCCCAGCCCUUUGUGUGUGAAUUGUUUAGGCCCCAGUCAUUUUGCACUGUGAGUUUUCGUGACAAGAUUUUGCAGGAGCCCAUGGAAGUGUGUCAGAAGGGGUCGUGAUCUAAAUACUGGGAGUAUUUGUUUUCAGGAUUUUGUUUUUAAGUGUCACGGAUGCUUGUCUGAUUUUUUUAACCUUCCAUAAUCACAAACAGGAAUAUAGGCCUUUGAAUCUGAAAUGGACAAAGGAAGGGUCUCCCAGCCUGGCUGGGGCACAACACUAAGUGAUGGGAGAGGUAAUGGGGACUUGUAAAGGUGUUCAUCAGAUACUGAAGGAAGAUCAUUUCCUCCUUGUGAUACUUAACGGUGAUGCUAUCUUACUAUAAUAGAUAUGAUAAUUUGUUUAAAAUCAAAAUGUUCUUUGUGAUACAAAUGAAGACUACGGCCUGGGGACGUUAUUCUUUCUAAUGGAAGGACAUAAAUCUAUUUUAUGUAGUUUUAAAUAGAAUGCCUAAAUUAGGCUGUGGGAGAUAAUUUUUAGUGGUUAUAGGAGAGAGCAAAUUUAGGGGGAGUUGAACUUCAGGCCUUUUAUUCCUGGGAAGAUAUCUAUAGAGAAAACUUUAAAAUACUUUUUGAUUAGAAAUAUACAUGUGCCCAUGUAAUUAACAACAGAAUGUGAUCAUUCUGCAAGUGUGGUGUAAUCCUAACUUGCAUGCCCCUAAAAUUUAUUAGAAUAACAAUUAUGCAUACAUGAACUAUGCCAGAGUAAUGUUUACAGAUACUUCGUAACCAAUUUCAGGAGGCAUUUUUAGGUAGAUGUAUAGUUUUUAGCCCAACUUAUUUCAGAAUGGUUUGUUAAUAUUUUGCUUUGGUUUACAAUAUGUCAUGUUGAAUACAAAGAAGGUUCUCAGCAGCAAAGGGAUUACAAAUAAUCAAGAUUCAGCCUUCUAGGAAAGAGGCACCUCAAAGUUCCCAUGUCUUAUUUUAUGAGAACCAUGGAAUAAAUCUAUAGAUAAUGGAAAAUUAUUCACAAAAGGGUUACAUGUGACACAAGUAAAUGGUCUGACAAAAAGUUUUAUUUAGUUAAGUGGCAUGUGAUGUUUGGAGCCAUAUACCGUAAAAUAUAUAUCCAAAUAUUUUCACCUCAGAUUUCAAGAAUUGGCAUAGAAUCUGUGAAACACUUCUGCUUCGGUAUUAGGUUGAAUCACUAGCCAUCUGUUUGAAGAGUGGAGUCAUAUACACAGUUGAACUGUUUCUUGAAACAUUUGGAUCCUUCCUCAUGCUUUUUCAGAUAUCUGGAAGUUGCAUUGGGUCAAACUGGACUCAUCAAGUUUAGUAUAGAUCCCUUUUUUUGUGCUUAUAGUGAAACGUGAGCACGUUUCUUGGCAAACUCCCACACCUUUAAGAUGCUUAAGUCAAUUGGCUUUCAGUCUCAUGCCUUAUUUCCUCCAAGGCAUGCCUUGAUUGCUCAGAAAUGCACUCUUCUCUCACUGCUUAAAUUUGUCUGUGAGGAAUGAUAACUUAUCAAAUAGACUAUAUACAGAGUCUGUUUCCUUGGGGAGUUGUAUGCCACACAAUUACCAAAUUCGUCUAAAUUCUUUUUUUUCCGCAAAACCCUGCCCUCCAGCAUCUGUCAUAUUAUCAGUUCAUAAAUAAUAGAACCAUUGAAACAAUACAUCAGCCUCUAGCUGAUCCUCCUAAAGUAGCCAUUAUAAUAAUCAAAUACUGUGUGAACAGGAAAGGAAAGCAUUACCUUUAAGAGAAGCUUUAAAAUAUGAAUUUAUCAAUAUUUCACAAGAAAUAGGUUUACAGAAGACAUUGGAAUAAAAUGUGUACCACUCUUUGCCUGAUGCUAUGAGGUACAUGAUUAAAAAAAAAAUAUCCCUUAGACCAGCAGCCAUUAGCAUAGAAAUGAUGGAUUUCAAAGAGGAUAUGAUGUGAGCAGACGUUCCAUGUAGAAAUAUGCCCGUCUGAAUUGAAUGGGGAUUCUCGAACGGGGGAGAAGUGGUGGCGGGAAGCACAUUACAAAUAUGACCCUAGAUGGUCUGCAGUGAUGUUCUCAGUGACCCACUCCAAGCUUUGCCAGCAUCCUUUUCCUCCAGGAAACGAUAGCUUUGUGGCCCAUGGCUGCUUAUCUAGACUUCACUUAGAGUUUAUCAACUGAAAGGUUUACAAAACUGAAUCUGGUUGAAUCUCUGUGUAGUGUUCAACUUUAAAGGGUCAACCCAUCUGUCGGCAUUUUGCACACGUAUGUAUUAUUAUGAUACAGCAUAUUACUUUAUGGUAAUUUUUAUUUUUACAUAUAACUACCUCCAUAAAUUUGAUGAAGCGGCAGCAGUGCGUUCAAGUGUAUUGUUCGGAAAAGCAAAGUUGAAAACUUUCUUAACCAUUAGGCCAUGGCGUUCUGUGUGUGUGUCAGUGAUUGCCUAUGUGGACUUGUGACUGUUUCAUUGCCAUGGUUUUUCUCUGACGGCAUUAUUUCACUCUCAGCUGUAAACCUGUCUCUCUUCUUCCCCACAAAAGCACACUUGAAUUUGUUAUGAAUGAAAAGGAAGUUUAAAUUUCUUGUCUCCCCUGCCCCGGCUCCUGCCCCCAGCCCCGGACCUCAUUCCUGCUACGAGUUCUCUCCGGCGAAGAGCCAAUUGAUAAACAUAAUUUAGCAAGCUAUUUACUCCUAUAAAAUCUGAUUUGAAUUCUAGGUUUUCGGUCACAAGACACACCAGAAAUUUGGACUGCCAACUUUGAAGCACUUUGGGCCUCUCUGCCUUCACUACUUGCAUGCUACCAUAUCGAGCUCAGAUUUCAUUUGAAUUAAAAGAGCUGUGCUUUGUAUCCACAACUUCUGUUCCAUAAUUCGUAUUUCAUUUUAUAUAUUUUGCACAUCUCAGGGGACCUUCGUAAGCAUGUGAAAAGGGGGAGGGGUCCAUCAAAAAAAGGAAACAAAUAAGAAGAGCAGAAAGAGGGCUAGCUGGAUAAAAGUAACAAAUGACUGCUUCUCCAAUGUUGUGAAGUUCAAGUUCAGGAAGCAUCCAUUGAAAGUUAAUCUGGAGUCACAACAAUCUGAACACCAGCUGUUCCCCAGUCUCCCUUUUUCAUAACCCAACCAGCAUUUCUAAAAUAUAAAUUUAAAUUAUAUUGCAGUCACCAUGGGGAGAAAAAAAAAAAAAAAACCUGUUCAGCGGUAACAAAAGCAUUGUUUGUUUUUUAGGUUGGCACAGCUUUGUAAAAUUCUACCCAGGAUAAACCACUUAUCACCACAAAGUGUACUUGAAAAUAAAGUUUUCAACUCAAAUGAAAGGCAUAUUGCUCACAGUACAAUAGUGAUCUUGCUUUGAAAAGUCUUACAAUUUAUAACAUGGGCAGUAUUUGGAGCUUGAUUAAAAACCAACAACAACCUAUGAGGACUUCACAAACUCAUUCUGGGAUCUCAAAGUGCUUCCAAAGCAUUCGGAUUCACAAUUAACAAAGCAGGCCAUAUUUGUCAUACCCAUACUUGAAAUGAAUAAACAGAAGGAGUGACAUAAGAUUACCCAGAAACACAGUGGCAGCUAUCAGUGAUCUAUUUUCUAUCUGUUUGAUAGACCAUCAUGAGAAAUCACGAAAUACAAUGCUAUUUUUCUGAUGUGUGCUAAUAAAGUCAAAGAAAACGAAUACAACUUGAUACUUUUGUCCAUUUUCAUUUAAAAAGUUCAGGGUGUUGGGAAUUUUACAGAAAUCCACCCAAAUGCUAUUGUGGUCCAAGGUAGAUCUGGACAUACACCCUUGUUUACAGUUUCAUAUUGGGCUUCUCUAAAUCCUGUGCUAAAAUACUGUCUUUCAGGAACACGACUGCUCCUGGCAGUGGAAGGUGCUGAAACAGAAAUUUUCAUUAAAAACGUUAUCAAGCACUCUCCACAGUGCUUCUUAGCACAACUAAAAUUCAGUACACUAUAUUGAGCCCUACUUUGAAGAAUCUGGAUCUCCCAGGGCAGCUGAUCUAGUUCUAAGCGUUUUUUCUCAAAUUAUGAGAUAAAAGAUCCUGGUCGGGGACCUUCUCCGUUUAUCACAGGCCAGUCACAGAACCAUCUAUCAGCGCGCUGUCAGGUGACAGUGGACCCCCGCAGAAGUGAUCCCUUCCUUCCCCCUCCUCCCCAGCCCCCCCGGCCCCUCCCACAUAUACUCUUCUGUUGAGCAAAUUUCUGCACACGUUGAGGGUUUGAGGAAGCUAGAACACAGGAAAAAUGAACGCAAAAGCCACGGAAGACAUUGCUUUGCUCUGGGUUAGUAAAAUAUGGGCAGGAAAGAGAUUACUAUCAGUCUGAUCUUUGCCAAAUAAGAUAGAAGAAUCAGCCAUCGCUCUGUCAACUCUCUCGGAAGGUUUUACAGUAUUAAGGACAUCCAAUAUUUUGCCAUAGAUUUUUAUUUGGGAGACAUUUCAUAAGUUACAUCUAUGAGAAAGUUCGUUAUUAAAUUGCCCGGUGUGUUGGAAAUAGACAUUAGCGUCUCCCUGAUGGAGUUAAUCUCUGCGUCUUUUACAGCAGCACCCCAGGGAGGGAUUCCCCAGCCAAUGCUCCUCUCACACAGAAUCCUGUGUUCUUACACUUGUUCUAGGACUUACAGUUGCUGAUUUGCAAGGUUCAGAAUUCUACAAGGCACAAGGGGAACUAAACCUUCUUCUGAUGAUUGUAUAUUUAUGAUCAGUUACAGGGCCUUGUCUGCUCGUUGCUGGCUUCAAAUGUGAACACACACACACACACACACGCCCUGCCAGCCAGGGAAAGGGGCUUUCCCAGGUGAGGCAGCAAUGACUCUGGAAGCCAGGGUAAGGCUAAGAGCUUGGUUGGUCCACGUCCGGCUGCCUCCCUCCCUAUCCAGAGGCUGGUUUUGGCAUGCCUAUUCCCUUGCGCCCACCAAAAAGAGCUACCAAAUCUGAGAUCUGAGGUCUCCUCCAACACGAAUCCUUUGCAGUUACAGGAAAUUCAUCUUGAUGUACACACUCACAGCUCCUUGCUUCCGAGGUCCACCCUCCCUGCCUCCUUCCCAUCCCCCCACUUACAUACCGAUACACCGCCAUUGUUUCCACAUUGGAAGGGCAAAGCAGUGUGUGGUAUUGUGCACACAAGGAUGGGUUAGGACUAAAGCUGCCCUAGGGUCACCUUCAUGUAAGUAUUGACAGCUACAAAUUAAGGUCCUUAGCGUAGUUGACAUAGAUACAACUUUCUAGAAGAGAAUUAAAUUUCAACGUUAAGAUUAAAGGGAUCAUAAUUCUGCAGGUAUCUUUCUCUGAGUGACUGAAUGUGACUAUUGCAUUAGGGUAAAUGAAUUAAGAAGUGCAAGUGGGAUUUACUGUAUGUUAGAAAGGAGUUUUGCAGCCAAGACUGCCUUGAAUAAAAUGUGUUUGCACUGAAAAAAAAAUUUUUAAAUUACUUGGUCUCUGGUUGCUGUAAAGGUCAUCCAAGAUGGAUGUUCUGUUUAUAUUGUAUAGUAUUUCAUAUGAAAUAAUUACAGUUCAUGAAAUGUCUUCCCUAAUGUUACUGAUUUAUAACAGCACAUUUGUAACAUGGUUUUUAUCGUGUCAGUGUACCAUAUUGUAAAUGAUGAUUACUUGUCAUGCUUAGUAUAAUAACUUAAAAGAAAAAAAAGCACAGGGAUUUUUGUAAGUCUAUAUUUGAAAGUCCCUCCAUAUGGUAAUAUUGUGUUCAUGUUUAUGUAGUGUUGUGUGAAAUAUCCAUUUUGGAUUGUGUUACUUUUUAAGAUAUUAAAUAACAUUUGGUUAUA